UCACAAUUUAUUCAUGCUUUGCAACAGCUAGAUUUGCUUUUUUUGUUUAUGCAUCAGGUGUUACUUUUAUUGAAACUCACGAUUAUUGGAAUUGAAUAUAGGCUUUUCGAAUACCAUUAAAAGUUGUAAUAUAUGUGCUUACGGUGAAUUCUAAUCUUAUAUCCGGAUUGAAUAAAUUCACGUGUAAGUUCAUAAUGAAUAUGAUUCGUUCGGUAUCAGCGUUUGAGCAGAACUCGAACCGGCGACAUGCGCUUCAAAUGCCACAUCUCCCGGACCCCGGCAAGAUUGACAGUCAAUUUGCAAAUGAUGACAAGCUAGAUUUCUCAAUACGACUUGGAUCAACACUCUCUCGUGGAUUUGAGAUUGGAAAUGACAGGUCAAGGAGGGGCAUGUUGUCAACCCUAGACGAAAGGUCCAUAACUCAUCCUACCAGUAUGUAUCCAUCAGAGAUAGAGCCAAUUAAAACACAUUCGAAAAGUAAUUUGAGCAGACGAAACUCAAGGCGGGGAAGCCUUGCUAUUAAACCGCCAAAAGUUUUCAUGGACAGGGAAACGGCAUUGGCGAAAAUGAAAAGGGUGUUUAAAAUGGUACGGAUUAUUUCUGGAGUUUGUCUUGCACUGAAAAGGUAUGUGAAGCAAUACGAGACAAAGACAUGGUCAUUUAUGGAGAUGUACCUACAUGUGAAGGAAGACCUAAAUCAACUUGUUGCUUUCAAUCCACACAGUUAUGCUAGAGUUGAACCGGAAAGAUUAAAGCUAAAGAAAUUGUUACUGAUAGAUCCUACACGAAGAACAGCGCAUGAUGUUAAAGUAAUACUAGCGUUAAUGCGGGACAACAAAUCAUUCCAGGAUUAUCCGUGUCAUGUACAGUUUGAGCUAGCACGAUGUAUGACAUAUCAAAGCUAUGAAGCAAGACGAGUUGUCCUCAAGCUGGGUCACAGGCCUGAAGCUUUCUAUAUCGUUUUAUCCGGGUUCGUUUUUGCAAAUGUUAAGGAAGUAUGCCCGUCAACCGGAAAGACAUUUAUGAAAACUGUGAAGGAAAUGGGGCCUGGCGACACAUUUGGUGAACUAGCAUUGAUUGAAAAGAGCAGAAGAACUGCGACAAUAGUUUGUAAAACUACAGUUGAACUGCUUGUUAUUUUGAAAGACGACUUUGAUAGCAUCAUUCGUAAUCCAUUAGUGAAACAAAUCGAUGAGCAUGUCACCUUCUGCAAGACGAUGCCUUUGUUCAAAGACUUUCCAUGUGACGAAUUGGCGGAUAAUCCGGCGUAUUUCUUUUAUCAUUUUUUCAAAAAGGGUGAUAUAGUUGUGAAGGACAGCAGAGAAUCCAAAUAUAUCAUAGCAGUUAAGGCUGGAAAGUGUAAUGUUAUAUGCAUGUAUACAGAGAAGAAUAAAAUUAGGAAAAGCAAGCGAAACUUGAAAACACAGAAAGAAAUAAACGCCGCGUUCCCACAAUAUGAUGAUAGGAGGAAUAUAAUGUCCGCCCACCGGAGGCCAAAAACAGAUACUGAGAGACUCAAGGAAAAUAUUUGUCUUGGACUCCUUACCGGUCAAAUAGAUCGUAUACGGUUGGCUGACCACGGUCCAGACGUUCAACGACCAAAAUCGUGUAUCACUUUGUCCGACUUUGAAAAGAAGCUUAGACCACCACCUCUAGUAAAGAGCAAGACACUGAGUGCAUUCUUUGACUCUGUUACAACAAAAAGAAAGUCUGAAUUAAUGACAGACGAGGACUUAAUGUCCGACAUAACCGGAACAUUUUGGGCGAAACGAUUACAACACAUAAGAAAAGUGAAAUCUGCCUCAAAAUACGGACACCGAAGAAUGUUAUCAGCCAGGUCGACAUCAUCCAGAGCGUCUUCAAACCCUUAUUACACUUUGGAGAAAGAUACGUACGCUCAACUUGCCGAACUUGGAAGUGGAGCGGUUUUUGGUUUGGAGUCAUUGGUUCAGAAGCCAGCAACUUGCCUCAGUCUAGUCAGCGAGGGCGCCGAAUGCAUUUUCAUCUCCAAAAGGCUUUUCCUGUCUCUAGCAAAUAUUAAAGUUCUUCGUGUUGUUACAGAUAUGAUUCAAACAUACCCGUCUAAAGAAUUUAUAGAAGAACAAGUUCAAAACUACAGAAAUUGGCAAAAAUACAAGUCUGGGUUGGUUACAGAUGUUUUAAACAGACGUCGUUCUCCGUAAACUCGGAACUUCUUGUGCCAAACAUGACUUGAAACAUACUUUAAUAUUACAUCACAGUGCUAGAAAAAAAACUAGAUCAUAAAUAUUUGAAUUACUCCAUUAGUUAUUAUUAAAGAUGUGUCUAUUGAACCUAAAACAUUUUCCAAAGAAUGCUUGAUAUUGAAGAGAACUGAAAAUGGACACUAACAAAUUAGGUGUCGAUAUAAAAGCUUUUAUAACACUGAAUCUGAUGAAUGGAAUAUAUAUGAAAGCUUAAAUUUAUUGAAUUAUCUCCAUACCAACUGAGCAAUGUGUGGUCUUUUUUCCCAAGAUUGUAUAUUCCUGAUGGAAACGUAUAUUUCUCAAUAUCAUUCGUUUACAAUAAAUAAAAGAUGUGUCAUUUUAA
Molecule: messenger RNA, 2568 nt
Organism: Ruditapes philippinarum (Manila clam)
Lineage: Eukaryota; Metazoa; Mollusca; Bivalvia; Venerida; Veneridae
Exons: 17
Coding region: 195-2183 (662 amino acids)
Source: RefSeq, a predicted model, not a curated record